Molecule: messenger RNA, 262 nt
Organism: Porites lobata
Lineage: Eukaryota; Metazoa; Cnidaria; Anthozoa; Scleractinia; Poritidae
Source: the annotation of a GenBank genome assembly
AUUUUGAGUACGUUGCAGCGGAUUGCCUUCUCGUUUGACUAUUCUUCGAAACGCCUUCUGGCAUUUCAGGAAUGCUUUGCUUAUAAUGAUGGUGUCAGAGAGGAAAUUCAAAGAAGAACGAAGCUAUGCACGUUGUGCGACACUCGUUGGGCGAGCAGGGCAGAUAUCUCUGUUCACCUUUCGUACAGCAUUCAGGGUUGUCGUGCAGGUUUUGGAGAGCCUUCCUUCGGGUGGAGACUGCAAGGCAAGGAUUUACCUAUGA